UUAGAGUUCACAAAAUAUUGAUGGCGGCCACAUGUCUGACGGAUGAGUGGCUACGCAGAAAACAGUCCUAUCACUGAUAUAUAUUUUAGAUCACGUCCAACAGAAUGAAGGACACACUGUUAUCCAACUGUGAGCGGGAUUUCUUACUUAAAGCCAUCGAGGAGAAAAAGCGCCUCGAUGGACGCCAGACUUAUGACUACAGAAAGAUUAAGAUCACAUUUGGAACUGACUAUGGAUGCUGCUAUGUGGAUUUGGGGAAAACCAGGGUCAUGGCCCAGGUGUCCUGUGAGCUGGUGGCUCCAAAAGAGAAUCGACCAAACGAGGGGAUCAUGUUCUUCAACAUUGAGCUAUCACCAUUGGCCUCACCAAUAUUUGAACAAGGAAGACAGUCUGAAUUGUCCGUUAAGUUAAAUAGGCAGCUGGAGAGAUGCUUGAGGAACUCCAAGUGCAUUGAUACCGAGUCUCUGUGUGUGGUGUCUGGAGAAAAGGUGUGGCAGAUCAGAGUGGAUGUCCAUAUGCUGAACCAUGAUGGGAACCUGAUGGAUGCUGCCAGUAUCGCUGCUAUCACCGCUCUGUGCCACUUCAGACGGCCUGACAUUGCUGUCCAAGGAGAGGAGGUCACUGUGUACAGUCCAGAGGAGAGAGACCCUAUUGCUCUGAGCAUCUACCACAUGCCCAUCAGCGUCAGCUUCUCCUUCUUCCAACAAGGGACCUAUCUGCUGGUGGACCCCUGUGAGCGGGAGGAGCGAGUGAUGGACGGCCUGCUGAUGAUUGCCAUGAACAAACACAGAGAAAUCUGCUCUGUCCAGUCCAGCGGAGGGAUCAUGCUGUUGAAAGAGCAGGUUUUGAGGUGCAGUAAAAUAGCUAGCGUCAAAGUGUCUGAAAUCACUGAGCUCAUCAGCAAAGCCCUAGAGAACGACAAGAAGGCCAGGAAAGCAGGUGGCAGAUGUGGUUUUGCGGAGUCUUUGCCUCAGGAGAGAAUCACAGCCCUGAAAAUGGAUGAGAUGCCGGUGGAGGUGACUGAUGUGACAGAACAAGCCUAUGACAUCAUCCAAAAAACCAAAGAACCCCCUCAGACUGUGCCAUCCCCAUUGGUACCGGCUCCAGGUGUUGGCCAGGUAGAUCAGGGCCAACAGAACACCUGGGGACUGGAAGAGGAGGAGGAAGAGAGGGAAGAUGGUGUUGAAGAGGAGGCAGUGAUGGAAGUGGAACAACAGAAGGAGGAGGAGAGCAAAGGAAAUAUUGUUGAGAUAUCUGACAGUGAAGAGGAGGAAGUCAUCAUACUUCAUCCAGAGACUCCAGACACACUUCAUAAAUCCAGUUGUCACCAGCAGGGGUCAGCAACGUCCAAGAAAAAGCACAAGAAAUGACGACAUAAACUUGUAGGCAGAGACUUGAGGGAAAUAAUCACCCCUGGAAAUCUAAGAUCCUGUCGUCUCAUUGUAAAGACCGGCUCAAAGGAUUUGUAGCUGCUAAUGCUGAGAGCUGGGAUCUUAAAGAAUGGGGUCUUUUAUUACUAUGUCGAUUACAAUGGCAAAAUAUUGUAUAUGUAUGUGAACAUUGAUGGUGUGAUUAAAGAAAAUAUUUCACUGUUGAAUGUUGUGUAAGAUAAGAUACUAUCUCUUGACAUGUACUGCAAGUGAAAUAUAAAGAAAGACAUGUAAACGGU
Molecule: messenger RNA, 1669 nt
Organism: Sphaeramia orbicularis (orbiculate cardinalfish)
Lineage: Eukaryota; Metazoa; Chordata; Actinopteri; Kurtiformes; Apogonidae
Gene: exosc9
Product: exosome component 9
Exons: 12
Coding region: 105-1370 (421 amino acids)
Biological process (GO): nuclear mRNA surveillance; U1 snRNA 3'-end processing; nuclear polyadenylation-dependent rRNA catabolic process
Cellular component (GO): nuclear exosome (RNase complex); cytoplasmic exosome (RNase complex)
Molecular function (GO): mRNA 3'-UTR AU-rich region binding
Source: RefSeq, a predicted model, not a curated record